GGCCAAUUUGGAGGUGCUGGGCGGGGUGGGCGCCGCGCGGCCCUGCACGUGCGCGGCCGGUGGGCGGAGCCGGAAAUCUGUCCAGCCAACGGUCAAUCAGGAUGCCGCGCGCCUAAAUCCUCCGCCAAUCAGAGUGCUCGCCUUGCACUCUUACAGAUUUUGGCGGUCUUUAUUUUCGUUUUAGAAAUUGAAUCAGUUGUGAUAUGGCGUAGUAUUUUUGCUUAUAGAGGCGUUUUGCUUGCGGGCGGCGUGGGCGGCAGCUCGGGCUAAUGAGGCGCCUAAUGAGGCGGCCCUUGAUAGGCGCGGCGCGGCCUUCGUGAAUUAUGAAAUCUGGCGUAAAGAAGUCGACGAGAGCCGUCAACGCAACAAUAAGAUUAUGGUAAUGAAGUGGCGGACAAGUGCUUUAGCGGCUGUCGUAAGGGCGAAAGUUGCUCCGUCUUCAGUGGGACACUCGCCCUACCUGCCGCGAGGAUGCGUCGGAAGUGCUGAUUGAAUUUCGGCGUGGUUGUAGCAACAUGGACGUCCGUGGUGGCGGCGCCCGGGAGACAGUGUGGGUCCGACGGAGUGUUUGGCCGGAGGUGCGUGGUCCCCUCUGCCGCGUGUGCCCGCUGUCGUCGCCGCCGCCGCCGCCGCCGUCACCGCCGCCCGCACUCGCCGCCACCCGCACCGCCCCCCGCCGCCAUCCGCAGGUCGAGGGCGGCCCGCCUCGCGCCACUCCUGCACCGUCGGCACACAGCGUCGCGUGACUCGGCGCCAGACUGUGUCUGUUGUAUGAUGCAGAAGGCCGCGGCACGCGCCGGAACAGCCGCAGAGUGGUGGGCGUCGCCGGCAGGAGCUCGUCGCGGCAUCCGUGCCUGACUCCAAAAAUAAAACUUAAGACCUUUUCCCGAGGCACUGACAGUCAUUAAGCAACUUAAUAAUUUGCUGCGACUUAUUUAAUAUUUAUAAACUUUUUCGACACGCUGAUGGUGACGGACAAGUCAGUCGUUUUGACCUGAAGCGUCAAGGUAACAAUCGCGCGAGACUCGACCUGCACGCCGCCGCCUCCCCGACGAUGUCGCCGCCGCAGCACCGCCAGUAACUCUUGCAGGCUAGAAGCACAGCGGCCCGAGGACGGAGGUCACUUGUGACAACGGUGGCCAGAGUGCCCUGCCGCAGGGUGUGGCCCAGGAGACUGGGCGCCAAGUCUAGUCUGGAGGCAGGCUGGAAGGCCUCGGCCAGGCACUAUAGAUGACCUGCAAGGCCGCACCUCCAAAGUUACCCUGACGCCAAGCAUUAAUAUCCUUUCCGUCACAUUUUCCGGGAAGGACACAUUGAGGAGGACCGCAGGACACCUGGACAGGCCGCGGUCACCACCACCAUGCUGAAGGAAGGCUCCCUCUCGUGUUCCGGCGGCAGCACCAGCGCCUUCAGGGUCGUCACGCCCAAGGACCGGGACAAGGCCGACGGAGUCUCCGCGGCGCCCCUGCUGAGCCUGCCCGUGCCGCCGCCGCCCCUGGUGUCGCAGAGCUCGGUGGGCGGGCUGGGCGGGUCGCUCUCCCUGGGCGGGUCCUUCCCCUUCCCGUACCACCCCCGCCUGUGGCCCGCCCCGCCCCUCGGCCUCUCCACCAACCUCCUCCGAGAGUCCCCCUUCGCGCUCCUCCCCUUCCUGCCGCGCCAGCCACCCGCCAGCCUCCCCGCCCACGUCUCCUCCCCGGCCCACGCCCCGCACACCCUCACGUCGUCGCCCAUCGGACCAAUCAGCUCGCCGCUCUUCACCACGAGUGCGGGUGCCUACGCCAAGGAAGCCAAGCUGAUGAGUGGUGAGUACCCGCGCGAUGAUUUGUAAGGGAAGGGAAGGGAAGAAUGUGAUGGGAAGGGAG
Molecule: messenger RNA, 1862 nt
Organism: Eriocheir sinensis (Chinese mitten crab)
Lineage: Eukaryota; Metazoa; Arthropoda; Malacostraca; Decapoda; Varunidae
Exons: 2
Coding region: 1361-1828 (155 amino acids)
Source: RefSeq, a predicted model, not a curated record